Messenger RNA from Ipomoea triloba (trilobed morning glory), 789 nucleotides. RefSeq lists its product as uncharacterized. The transcript has 2 exons. The record is from RefSeq and is a predicted model, not a curated record. Lineage: Eukaryota; Viridiplantae; Streptophyta; Magnoliopsida; Solanales; Convolvulaceae. Bases 1 to 789 code for a protein of 262 amino acids. Gene Ontology annotation, molecular function: nucleic acid binding; zinc ion binding.
AUGUUCCUUUAUAAUCACAAAGAAUGGAAAGAUGCUAUUCUCCUACAUUUGGGAUUAUUAGAGUUAGAUUACGCUGUUCUGAAUGAGGAACCCUCCGAGGUUACUACAGAAAGCACUGACGAAGCCAAGCAGCUUCGUGCACGAUGGGAGAGAUCCAAUCGGUUAUGUGUGCACCUCAUUAAGUCAAAAAUUUCGAGAGAAAUUCGUGGUUCCAUUGAGGAAAUUCAGAAAACCAAGCCUCUGCUCAAGGCCAUUGAUGAUCAAUUUGUUGACUCAAAGAAAUCAUCGGCAAGUACUCUAAUAAUGCGAUUUAUCAAUCUUCGUCUUACCACUGUUAAGGGCACGCGUAAACACAUCAUGCAAGUAAGGGAUAUUGCAGCUCAACUAAAGAAGCUGGAAAUCAUUUUACCAGAUACUUUUGUGGUGCAUUUUGCACUUAAUACCCUUCCUCAAGAAUAUAGCCCCUUUAAGAUUUCUUACAACACACAUAAAGUAGAUUGGUCUAUCAAUGAGUUGAUAACCAUGUGUGCGCAAGAAGAACAAAGGCUUAUGACUGAGAUUGGGGAAAACGCUCUAAUGGCCACAACAAAGUAUAAAAGAAAAUCUGGAAAGUCCAAGGGAUCCACCGUAGCAACUAAGGGCAAACUGCCCCCAAAAGCUGACAUUAAGAAGAUACAGAAGUGUUUCUUUUGUAAAAAGAAGGGACACAUGAAGAAGGACUGUAUCAAAUUCAAGAAGUGGAUGUCCCAAAAGGGCUAUGACAAAUCUGAGACAGCCAACGGGAACUGA